Molecule: messenger RNA, 5123 nt
Organism: Ochotona princeps (American pika)
Lineage: Eukaryota; Metazoa; Chordata; Mammalia; Lagomorpha; Ochotonidae
Gene: CCDC187
Product: coiled-coil domain containing 187
Exons: 23
Coding region: 204-5123 (1639 amino acids)
Biological process (GO): microtubule anchoring
Cellular component (GO): centrosome
Molecular function (GO): microtubule binding
Source: RefSeq, a predicted model, not a curated record
UCUCUCCGCCCACUGGGGGCAGUUCAGGGGCACUGCCCACCCAGGGCCUGCAGCCCAUGGUGCUGGCCGAUGUCAAUGACUGUCCUAUGGGGUGCCCCCUCAGGCCGGGGCACCAACCGGGCGGGGCCAGCGGGUCCUGAGCAGGGCCGGAAGACGCACUAUAGACCUGGGGGUGGCCAUGUGAGUGGUGGCCAGGUAGGGGCAUGACCGGGGCGCUGUGCCUCAGCCCUGCAGCUGCACCAACCUCAGGGGUGGGCAUGCUGCCCAUCUGCCUGCAGAAAAUGCAGCAGCCUUGCUCUGGCACUGCCCGUGGCUGGUACCUCUUUCCCCGCAGGGCCCUGGGGCUGGCAUCCACCUCCACCACCAGGGAAGACGGGCUGUGCCCACCCGUGACCGAGGACGACCUCGCGGCCCCGAGGAGGCCCAGGCCCUCCCAGCAGGUGGAGCCCCACCUGGCCUGGUCUGAGCACCAGGAGGGGAAGCCAGGCCGCCCGGGCAGCUUGGGUUGCAGCCUGCCCAUGUGGGCCUCAGGAGCCGAUGCCCGGGACGGCGACAGCUCCGUGUCAUCCGGCCGCCUCUCGGGCUCCUCAGGGGGCCACGAGGCCUGCCCUCCUCCCCGUGGGACCUGGAAGGAGAGGCCCCCACAGGUGCUGGGCCCGCAGCGGCAGCCCAGGAGGAGCGACCCCCGGCUGGAGCAGCUGAGGGAUCGGAUCCGGGCACAGGCCCAGUGGCAGGGAAGCUGCGCCUCGCUGGGCACCUCAGUGCUGUCCAGCACCUCCGCACAGGCCCUCCGCAGGAAGAGCUGCAGUGUGGCCUGUGGCCUCCCGGCCUCCACACAGCCAGGUCCGAAGGAAAAAUCCAAGCGUGGUCGGAGCUGUUCAUGCAGGACCGACCUGGCUCCCAGGCCGCCUGCCCCCGGCAAGGCAGCUAAAGGCCGAGACCCCGAGGUGGUGGGUGUGCACGCCUGGAGAAGAGGACAAGCUGUGGCCCGAUCGCUGCUGGGACCCCCUCCCAGGAGGCUGCAGAAGGACAGCAAGAAGGCCACCGCUGCAAGUACCUCCUGCCCCCGGGUGCCCCGUGCCACCCCUGCCCACAGCCACCGGCAGGUGUCUGAGCCGGCGCCUAGCCAGGUGUCCUGUGACCAGCCCACCAUGAUCCACACAGCCAUGGAGACCCUGAAAGACCUCCGGCAGCAGAUCCAGGCUGGGCUGGAGCUGGCCAGGAGGCCCCGGGAGGGACGGAAGCCGGAGACCAAGCUGAAGCCUGAGGCAUCCACUGGGAUGAGGCCUCAGGGCCCGGGCAGCGCCCCAGCCGCACAGGACGCUGCCCGCAAGUGUCCCUGGGCCCCACUGGAGCGACGCCACUCCUCCCCCAGCUGUGCUGGGGGCAUCCACUGCGAGCUGCCCUGCAGCCCAUCAGCCACGUGGGAGUCCAGGCUAAGCCGGGAGCCACCCAGGAGCCCCUUCCUCCAGCGGCCGUGGAGCACGUGGCUGCCGCAGACCCAGGCAGCCAGCGAGGCCUGGGGGACGCCGUGGAGCCCCCUGGAGAGGCCACGCGCAACCCCCUGUGGCCUUGGAGCAGCUCGUCCAUGCUCAGGAGCCAAGCAGGCCUGGCCAGGGCCCGCCAGGGCCGUCCCCGCUCCCAGCGCCAGGCCCUCAGCACCCUGUCCCCGGCUCCAGGAGCCUCUGGGCCAGCCACACAGCUCCCAGUCACUACGUGACAUCCUGCGGCAGCGCGCGCUGCAGGCGAAGGCCUCGGCCGCCCGGGCCCUGGAGCUGCGCAGCCAGAGGCUGCAGGAGGUGUACCGGCAGCAGAAGGAGGCCGUGCUGGGCAAGGCUAUCCCCUUGGUCUCCCAGACCUCACCCGGCAUUGUCACCUUCGUCCCCAGCACCGCACAGAGCGGGGGUGCGGACGCCCCUGAGAGCCUGGGGUCCCCAGUGCAGGAGUGGAGUAAAGUGACAUCUGGCGUGGUACGGGGUGACCAGGAGGCCCCAGGCAGUUUCUGCCUGUGUUUGAACAGAGCCUGGAGUCGCACUGAGGCCCUGCAGCCGGGGCGCCUGCGGGAAGGCUGGGACGCAGCACCGCUCCUUCACUCAGCCUCGCUGGGUGCCCUGAGGCUCCAGGACCUGCCCCGCGGGCUGUGCGUGUACCUGGACCCGCAGGAGGCUGAGCGCCUGGGAACGGCCAGCCCACGGCACUGGGCACACAAGCUGGAGCGGCUGCGUGCGCUUGAGACCAUGGCGGACGUGUUGAGGCAGCGUGUGGACAUCCUGAGCACCAAGCUGCACCACCCUGAGGCGCUGGCCUGGGACCUGCCGCCCUCGGGCCCCAGCCCUGAGCCUGCGCCCACCGCAGCUACUGCCUGCCCUGGAGCCAUCUUGUCCAGUGGCGGCCGAGGCGUGGACAUGCAGGCCGGGCCCUUGCUGGAUGCCGAAAUGCUGCCCUGGAACCCCUGCUGGGAGCCAUGUGGCCUGAGCCCCAGGUCCCCCUUCGAGAGCAGGUCCCCAGCCAGCACGGUCCCCACAGGCGUGGACGGGAGGCCCUGGGAGCUGGAGAGGCGGCUGCAGCGGCAGGCAGCGUCCUUCCACGCCCUCCGCACCUUGGUGGGCAGCUCUCUGCCAGCUGCCCUGGACUGCACCUGCGAGCCGCUGUGGCUGGAGGAGCCACCAGCAGCCACCAGAGCAGCAGGCUUGGGAGCGCCCUGGAGCAGCUGGAGCUGUGGUGACCCGGAGCCCUCAGGGCUGCACCUCCAGGACCUGCAGGGCGGGCACCUGGUCAACAUGCAGCUCAAGUCGGCCCACUUCCUUGAGUCCCUGAAGCUGGAGCAGCAGCAGAAGGCACAGGCACUGGCCCUUCUGCAGCAGCAGGCAGAGCAGGAGCGGUGGGUCACAGAGGCCACGCUGGACACGCUGCGUUUCAAACGCCAGCUGCAGCAGGCGAUGGACAGACGGGCUGGGCCAGAGGUGCCUGGGCAGCUGGAGCAGCCGCAGACCCGCGGGGACCCAGGAGGGGUGCCGAGAUCUCGACCCCAGUCAUGCCCACCCCCAGCGAGGAGCCAAGUCAAGCAGGCCCUGGGCACUGCGUCUCCAGCAGGCGCCCAGAGGCCGGCCCCGGCCCCCUGCCAGCCGUCUCCUCUGGACGACCACGGCCCGCAGCGCAGGCUGACGAGGCCCGGCCCAGCCGAGCCCAGCGCUUCCAGAACCUCGGGCCGCUUCGCCUCCCAGAUGUUAGAACGGAGCCUGCGUGAGGAGAAGCUGCGCGCGCAGCACCAGGCCGCACUGCUGCGCCUGCGCGAGAUGGCGCUGGAGGAGAGAACGCGCGCCGAGCUGGCGUGGCUGCAGCACCAUCGGGGGUACUUGGGGUGCAAGGGAGACAAGGCCGCGCGGGCCGCCCUGGCCGAGAGGCAGCAACAAGUCCUCAGCAACCUGGAGAAGGGGAAGAAGCAGAUCCGCCAGCUGCGGGACAUCCACGUGUCCAUGCACCGCGACCGGCUGCUGCUGCUGCAGCACCAGAAGGACAUCCUGGCCGUGCAGCGGUCCACAGCCUGCCUGUGGCGGGAGCUGCAGUCCCAGGGCGUGCUCGCCGGACCCCGCCCCUGGAGGAGCCCCGACAGCGCCCACAUGCCUCCCCCCACAGCAGAGCAGACCCUGACAACCCCCACGAUGGCUUCAGAUGCUGCCAGCCCCCUGCAGCCCCCGGGGCCAGAGCCAAGAGAGGACGGGGCUGAGGGCAGCGGGCUGCCAGCCGAGAGUGACUGCCAUGUUGACCGAGGAGACCCUCGGGGCAAGCCCAGUCCAUGUCUGGCUGAGGAGCCUGGUGCCUGGACAGGCAGCUGCGUGGAGAGCUUCCCGGACCAGUGGCGGCACUCCCUGCAUGGAGAGGAUCCCUGCGUGGCUGAAGGCCGCACCAGCAGAGAGGUGCCGGAGGAAGAGCCCCAGGCCCCAGAGAGCCGGCAGUCGGGGCCUCAGAGGAUUGAAGCCCCUAGGCUGGAGGAGCCUGGCGCCCUCCCCCAGCUGGGAGCCACUCCAGCGCAUGUCCACCCCAAGGAGGUGCCUGCUGCUCAGUGCCUGGACAGCCCCUGCCCACAGCCCACAGUCCCCGCAGGCCUGAGCCCCGAGCCCGCCCCUGGGACCGCCUCAGGGCCUUGGGAAGCACCAGGGUCCACCUGCACCUCCUGGGCCAGCUCCACCAGUGGCCACGCCGCGCCCUCCCCACCCAGAUUCUGCAAAGCCACGGCCGUCCUGGUGCAGCUUUCAGAUGACAGCUCGGCCUCUGUGUGCAGUGCGGGAGCCGAGCACGGGCCCCGCACGGGCGGCGGCCGCUCCUUGGAGGCCCCAGGCCUGCCUCUGUCCGCUGCUGCUCAGGGCCCAGGGGAAGCGGCCUGGUGGGCCAGUCCCUGUGGGGGCUCGUGUGUGGAGGCAGCAGCGGUGGGCAGCUGGGAGCCUGUGGGCAGCUGGGAGCCUGAGCACGGCCCCCUCUCCGGGAGCUGGUCACUGCCCCUCCCAGAUGCCCCCUCGGCAGGGUCGGGGUCGGAGCUGUCGGAGGCCUCCAGUCACGUGUGGGACGAGCACAGCUGGGAACCUUGCCCAGCACCCGGCCACCUGCCAGAGGACGCAGAGACCUCUUCCCCAGACCCUGGGGCCCUGCAGGAAGCUUCCAGAACCGGCGACAGCCUGGCCGUUAGAUCUAAGGCAGGGGAAGCCAAGAGGGCAUCUCCCGGGGAGGCCUGCCCAGGGGUCAGCUCACACACUUCCUCCUCCAGGGACUCAGAGCUGUCACUGACCUUCCCCUCAGCAGAGCCCGCCCCUCAGCAUGAGAGACCCCAGCGUGCCAUGCCCCAAGCCCCUCCCACCCUGCAAGCUCCUUCUGGGGGUCCCUGCGGCCAGGAGCCAGGAGGCGGGAGGAGCAGUCGCAGCCCUGGCGCGCAGGAAGCUGGGGUCCCACAGGCUGACCGCAUGCUGAUGGAGAUUCUGUCCCCCGUGGAUGAGCAGCUGUCCUACGGCAGUGCCGACCUCCCAUCCUCCUCGCUCCAGGACGCCGGCGCACCAGCGGAGCUGCAGUCAGACAGUGGUGCGAAAGCCGCUGGCCCCUACCUGGAGGAGGGGGAGAGGAGCCGGAACUAA